Molecule: messenger RNA, 3158 nt
Organism: Andrographis paniculata
Lineage: Eukaryota; Viridiplantae; Streptophyta; Magnoliopsida; Lamiales; Acanthaceae
Product: pentatricopeptide repeat-containing protein At3g09040, mitochondrial
Exons: 2
Coding region: 58-3024 (988 amino acids)
Biological process (GO): RNA modification
Cellular component (GO): intracellular membrane-bounded organelle
Molecular function (GO): protein binding; RNA binding
Source: RefSeq, a predicted model, not a curated record
UAUCUAGAUACAACCUUCGUAUAUAUAAGUGUGAUUGUAGAAGCUUUUCUUUUGCAUAUGCCAGAGCCGAUGCUGUCAUACUGCUGCAUUAGGCUUCCUAAAUUGAAGUCGAAUUAUUACCCAAAUCAUCGAUUCAGAUUUCUGACUGCUCAGGUUGGCGAAGAUUCUCAAACUCAAAGACCUCUGGUGCACGAACUCGUUUUGCGCGAUCACUUAAGCAGAAUAUGCUUGCAAGAAUGCAGGAAAAUCCAAGCCCGCCAACUGCUCGACCAAAUGCCGCAAAGACUCGAUAUUUCCUUGAAGACAGCGAAAACAGCCCAUGCCAAAAGCUUAAGAGUUGGGGUUUCAUCACACCCGAAAUUGGGGAAUUCCAUCUUGGAUUUGUAUUCCAAAUGUGGGCACACAGAUUACGCGGAGAAGGUGUUCUUACACCUCGAGAGAAGGGAUGAGAUGGCUUGGAAUUCGAUUAUGGUUAUGAAAUCUAGAAAAGGGUUGUUUAAGGAUGUCCGGGAGGGUUUUGGAUCGAUGUGGAGGUCAGGGGUAAAAGGCAAUGUAUUCAGUUUUGCGAUUGUUUCCUCAGCUUGUGCUAAAUUGAUGGAUUUGGAGCUUGGUAAGCAAGUGCAUUGUGCUGUAAUGAAAUUAGGGUUUGAAGUUGAUGCAUAUUGUGAGGUAGCAUUGAUUGAUAUGUAUGCCAAGUGUGGCCAUUUGAUUCUAGCUAAGAGGAUAUUCGAUAAUUCGUCAAAACCCGAUGCAGUUUCAUGGACUGCUAUGAUCUCAGGUGUUUCUCAAGCCGGCAUGGCAAAAGAGGCGAUGGAAUUAUUCAAUCAGAUGCAAAAACUCAGUCUUGUUCCAGAUCAUGUCGUGUUCGUGACUGUAUUGAGUGCUUGUGUGAGGCAAGGAAGGCUAGAGGAUGCUCGUCAUCUGUUUUCACAAAUGCCUAGUGCUAAUAUUGUGGCAUGGAAUGUAAUGAUUUCAGGGCAUGUAAAAAGUGGUAAUGAGGAACAGGCUAUCGAGUUUUUCAGAAAAAUGAUUGAAUCAGGCAUCAAACCGACGCGUUCUACGGUAGGGAGUGUAUUGAGUGCAGUCGCAACUUUAGCUAAUCAUGAAUAUGGACUGCAGGUCCAUUGUUGGGCGGCGAAGCAGGGGCUCGACUCAAAUGUGUAUGCAGGGAGUGGCUUAGUUAACAUGUAUGCUAAGUGUAGAAAACUCGAUGCUGCAAGAGCGGUGUUUGAUCGAUUGGACGAGAAAAAUGAUGUCUUGUGGAAUGCAUUGCUCGGAGGUUAUGCGCAAAAUGGGCGUGCUCAUGAGGUUUUGGAGUUAUUUGCAGACAUGAAAAGAUCAGGAUUUCAACCUGAUGAGUUUACCUACACUAGUGUGCUGAGUUCGUGUGCGUGCUUAGGAGAUAUUGACAUGGGGCGUCGAUUACAUUCAGUCAUCAUUAAAAAUGAGUAUGGAGUGAAUUUAUAUGUCCAAAAUGCAUUAUUGGAUAUGUAUGCAAAAUGUGGGGAUCUAUUCGAUGCAAGAAAGUUAUUUGAGGGGAUAGGAGAGCGCGAUCGUGUUUCUUGGAAUGCAAUAAUCGUCGGGUAUGUUCAAGAAGAUCAAGAACAAGAAGCUUUAUCUUUGUUUCUCCGAAUGAUGUCGGAGGGAAUCGUGCCUGAUGAGGUUUCUUUAUCGAGCACACUCAGUGCUACGGCGAAAUUGCGAGAUCUUUCCACAGGUAUUCAAUUACAUUGUCUUUUGGUUAAGUAUGGUCUAGAGAAAGGUCUUUACGCCGCGGGAUCGCUCAUCGACAUGUAUUGCAAGUGUGGAGAAGUCGAAGCUGCGGAUUCGGUAUUUUCCAGCAUGCCCAAGAGAAAUGUAGUUUGUGUUAAUGCUUUAAUUUCGGGUCAUACCGAAUCCAGCUUACAAGAGGCCGUAAAUAUAUUCAAGCGCAUGCUUUGGGAUGAACUGCAGCCUUCGGAAGUCACUUUUGCUACUCUUCUCGAGGCAUGUUCUGGUGACACUCACUUGCAUUUCGGAGUGCAACUUCACUGCUUCGUCGUGAAGCUUGGCUUCUCAUUUGUCGACGAAUAUUUAUCUGUCUCGCUCUUGGGUAUGUAUGUGAGUUCUCAAAGAGAUACAGAUGCAGUUAAUCUUUUCUCCGAGCUCCCCGACACGAAAAGCACCGUAAUAUGGACUGUUCUGAUAUCAGGAAGUGCUCAAAACGACCAUUGUCCAGAAGCCUUACAUUGGUACAGAAGAAUGUGCAGCCACGGCGUCAAGCCUGACCAGGCGACAUUUGUUAGUGUCCUCCGAGCAUGCUCGGUUUUAGCUUCGUUAGAGGAUGGUAGGAAGAUCCACGCAUUCGUAUUACAUGUUGGUUAUGAUCGAGACGAGCUGACAGGAAGUGCGCUGGUGGAUAUGUACGCGAAGUGCGGGGAUAUGAAUAGUUCGACACAAGUAUUCGGGGAAAUGAUCAGCAAGAAAGAUGUUAUUUCAUGGAACUCGAUGAUUGUUGGAUACGCAAAAAAUGGUUACGCUAAAAGUGCUCUCAAGAUUUUUAAUGAGAUGAAGCGCGCCGGCGUACGACCAGAUGAAGUUACAUUCCUUGGCGUCUUAACUGCGUGUAGUCACGCAGGAAUGAUACCCGAAGGUCGAGAGUUGUACGAGAGUAUGAUUAAUGAUUACAGGAUUCAACCACGGCCAGAUCAUUGUGCCUGCAUGAUCGAUCUUUUUGGGCGUUGGGGAUUUCUCGAAGAGGCAGAGAAGUUUAUGGAAAACAUGGCUGUUAAGCCUGAUUCGAUGAUAUUGGCGGCGUAUCUUAACGCAUGUAGAUUGCAUGGAGAUGACGUAAGGGGGCAAAGCGCAGCCGAAAGGCUUAUUGAGUUGGAACCUCAGAGUUCUUCUUACUAUGUUCUGCUCUCGCAUAUGCACGCAGCGUCAGGCAAUUGGGACGGCGUCGAUGUCGUGAGGAAAAUGAUGGCAGAUAAAGGAGUUAAGAAAUUUUCCGGGAGCAGUAAAAUUUCCAUGGAUGCCGUGGGAUAAGUCUGCCUGGAUCGACACAAACUACGCCUGGAUCGACUUCCUUUUAUAUCGAUUCAUCUUCACUCAUAGUGAUUUGCAAGUUUCGAUUGUGAAAAGAAUAGAUUUGCUCAUUGACGAUGUACUGGGAAAGGAAA